AUGUCUUCUCUUCAUUUCAACCUCCAUCCACUCCCUCCAUCUGUUGGAUGUAUCUUUGCUGAAAUGGUGAGGAGACAUGCUUUGUUUCCGGGGGAUUCUGAAUAUCAGCAGCUUCUUAAUAUAUUCAAGCUCUGUUGCGGUGCUACUUUUAUGUUUGCUGUCUGUAAGGAUACUAGAGUUGCAUUAUUGUUGACUGGAGUGAGAAACAUUGACAUACUCAGGAAAACUAACAACCUUACUGUGAAUUCAAGGUGCAGAUUUUUAUUUUGCAAAGAUAGUAGAAGAAAAUAUAUUGGCCGAGUGAGGUGCGCAACUGCAGUUCCUGGAACUAGAGAGAGGAUGGAGAUGGAGAGGAAAGAGAGGGUAAGAAAAGCUGAGGCGUUGGUUGAGAAAGCAAUGAAAGGGAAUGAUGCUUCUCACGAUGCAGUGCAUGUUUGGAGGGUUCGUGACCUUGCUCUCUCCCUUGCCUCUGAGGAAGGCCUCUCUUCUGAUCCACACUCCAUAGAAAUCUUACAGCUGGCACCUGUUUUCUUUACUUUCUCGCUUGGAAUGAAAAUGCACUAUUUUGGGCGCACUCUCCUGCAUGGAGGGGCAAAGUACAGAGCAACUGGGCAUGGAUUUGUCGUUCGUCAUGAAAAGUUUGCAGACAAUUACAGGAUGUACUCUAGGAGUCACUUUGUCAAAGGGAUUGAGCUCACAAUAUUGCUCAUUUGUUAUAUGAUUUAUGGAUCAGCAACAACUGACUCAGCAGCAUACGCAUUUCUGUCAUGGUCAAUGUGGUUUUUGACAACAGGAAGCCGAGGAAAUUCAGGGCCUGUUUGUGGUUCUAAAAUAAAUGAGUUACCUAACAACCAUUCAUCAAACACACUGUCUAGGAGUGAAGUUAUUGCUUCCAGUGGCUUAGGUCGAAGCAACAGUUUAACAAACAAAACUCAUACUGCUCUACAUGCAAAUCCUAAGGAAAAGCUUAUCAAUGCUAGCUUCGUAAAACAUCAAAGCAAUAAUGUGGCAAGUCUGUCACAUGAGAACCCAUCCCUCGGAAAUGGUUUCAUAGAUCAUGUCCAACCUAAUGGUUCUUGCUUGAGACAGGAACAAAAUGUAGCUUUGCCAGUUGUAGAUAAUAAAUUGCAACAUGCUGAAAUGGGAUCUACAGAAGUUCUAAGGUCAGAGCGGGUGGUUAUUCCUGAAAACUUAGACGGGGAAGAGCAAUAUAUCGAAAGUGAUAAUGAUAUUCCUUAUUAUUCUGAUAUAGAGGCGAUGAUACUUGAAAUGGACUUGGAACCUGAUGUUCAGGAUUUCAUGAAUUUUGUAGAAUAUUGUAACAUUUUUUGUAAUUCUCUCAAGUUGUAG
Messenger RNA from Vicia faba (fava bean), 1350 nucleotides. The record is from the annotation of a GenBank genome assembly. NCBI's taxonomy places the organism in Eukaryota, Viridiplantae, Streptophyta, Magnoliopsida, Fabales, Fabaceae.